AGUUAAUGAACAAGGUUUGUCUCAAUUACCUUGAGUGUUUUAUCACUAUCAGAUGAUGGGAGAUACUGGUAGAAAAUUAUUCGAAAAAUUACCUUUCGAAAUUAAAGAUAUCGAUGCAACAAAAUUGGCUGAAGCUGGAAUUCCUGAUGCUCCACAAUAUCGCGGAGUUCUAGUAGGACCAAACAAGUAUUUCCUACAUCCCAGCUACAAGGAAUUUGGAUUGGAUAUUUAUAAUUGGGAGGCUAGAUCCGAUGAUGUAUAUUUAUUAGGAUACCACAGAUCAGGAACCACUCUUCAUGCUGAGCUGAUUUGGCUCAUCGCCAAUAACCUUGAUUUUGAAAAAGCUUCCAUUGAAUUGUUGGAUUUCCGCUUCAGACAUAUAGAUGGUCAACUCAACAAUGUCCUCUUAGGAUCUGAGCAGAAGAUGGGGAGGGCAGAUCUAACUUCUGAUCUCAAAGAUAUCGCAGAAAAAUAUAAACAACAAAUCGGGGAAGUGGAGGGAAGGAGAUUCAUCAAAUGCCAUCUGCCUAUAAGUUUGAACUCACCUCAUAUAUUCGAUGUUGGAAGUAAGGUUAUUUACGUCGCAAGGAAUCCAAAAGAUGUUAUAGUAUCGAUGUACCAUAUCUGCUGCUUCUUUUUUCAAGACAUGGAGAAGAUUCCAUUCGAGAUGUUUUUCAAGGCAUUCAAGUCGAAUAUGAUUAUUUGUCUUCCGUACUUCGAACACGUGAAAGAGGCUUGGAGAAGAAGAAAUGAAAAGAACUUUCUGUUCCUGUUUUAUGAAGACACUAUGAAGGACAAACGAGGUGCGAUUACCAAGAUAGCGGAAUUCCUGGAAAAACCUCUGACAGCUGAACAAGUAGACGCUUUAGAGGAUCACUUGAGUUUUGAGAAAUUCAAGAAGAACAAAUCAGUGAACAUGGACCACUUCGUGGAUAUGGGCAUUGGACGUAAAAAAGAGGCUUUCAUAAGGAAAGGUCAAUCUGGAGGAUGGAGGGACUAUUUUUCAGGAGAUUUGGAGAGGGAAGUCGAUGAAUGGAUUGAAGAAAACUUGAGAGGAACUGAUCUCCGGUUCAGGGAAACGUGAAUUGAUUGUUAUCUGAAGUAUUUAGAAACUAUGAAACUUCAUAAAUGAAGAACAAUAUCGAUGAAGAGUAUAUUUUUGAGAUUUCCACAGGCCUCAUAAAACUUGAUAAAACCCAAUUAUACAUUUAAUUUUCACACAAGAUAUCAUUUUUCGCUAUGACUAUAACGAUCGAUGACUUACGGGCAAAUGGGAAAGAAUAGGAAAAAGAACGAAUCAUAUAGUAUAAUUUAGUGUUUCCAUUUAUCAUUCAUUUGUACUCCUUGAUUCGAAACGAUUUCAUCACUAAAAGACUUCAACCAUUAAAAAUAUAUGAAGUAGGUAAAUAGAUAGUAACAAUGAAAUAAUAACAUUUGAACGUUCAUUUUCUCAUCACACAAAACCAAAAACGUAGUGUCAAUCUUGUCUGACAGUUCAAAUAUACCAACUUUGGGAGAAGAAAUUCAGCGUGUUUUAACUCCUAAUAGAGAAUGAAGCUGAUUCCAUAGGCAUUUGGAUGUCGUAAUGACUACAUUAAACACGCGGAAUAUAAUAGUAUAUUGUGUAUCUAUAGUGCGUGAAGUCUUCACGGACGUGGUGCACACUAUACUCUUUCUACGACCUUUUACUUAGAGAUUGAAUUAAAGGAAAAUUUGACUAAUUUUCUUUAUUAUAAUAAUAAUUAUUGUUAUAUUGCAAUUUUGUAAAUUGUCAAAAUGUACAUUUACUUUGUCUUUCUCUACAAAAUUAGUGCUGCUUGUACUGUUGGUAUUGACAAUAUAACUACGAUUAUUCUCAGUUGUUAAGAUUUUAUUGCAGACAUCUAUCUUUUUAGUUAGGGAUUCUUCCACGUAGGCUUCUGCCACUGAGGAUGAUUUCCAGCCGCCGUGUUUUUUUAGCGUUAGGAGAUCUCCUCCACCUUCGACUAAUAAAGACGCAGAUGAACGCCGUAGGAUGUGCCCGGUAAAUUCGUUGGGAUUGGGGAGUUUCCAAAAUGUGGCAACUUCGGAAGGGACUUUUCCUAUCUUAUUUAUACCAAUCACUUGCCGAUUACAUUCCCCUCGUUGAUAAUUAAUAAAGAAUUUAUUUUCGGCAUAAUCCUUGGGACGAAGAGCCACGUAUUUGUGAUAUAUGUCCAAGUAUUCAGUAACAGUAAAUUUUCUAGAAACCUUAGUCUUCGUAUCAUUAACUGACACAAUAAGAACUGUUCCCAAAUUUUGGAUGUCAUCCAUUUUUAAUUUAUGGAGCUCAUCUCUGCGCAGGGCUCCAGCUACCCCAAACAACAAAAUAAGCUAAAAAUUUAAAGAUUAGUAUUUAUCGAUAUUUAUACAAAUGGACUUACUUUGGUUAAUA
Molecule: messenger RNA, 2413 nt
Organism: Phaedon cochleariae (mustard beetle)
Lineage: Eukaryota; Metazoa; Arthropoda; Insecta; Coleoptera; Chrysomelidae
Source: the annotation of a GenBank genome assembly